Pezoporus flaviventris is the source of this 774-nucleotide messenger RNA. RefSeq names its product sperm associated antigen 7 (gene SPAG7). Gene Ontology annotation, molecular function: nucleic acid binding. Lineage: Eukaryota; Metazoa; Chordata; Aves; Psittaciformes; Psittacidae. The coding region runs from base 52 to 750 and encodes 232 amino acids. The transcript is spliced from 7 exons. The record is from RefSeq and is a predicted model, not a curated record.
GCCGAGGCGGGAUACGCACGGCGCCGGCGGCAGGCCCCGCCCCGUCGCAAGAUGGCGGAGCUGGACCUGCUCGGGUCAAUCCUCAGCACCAUGGAGCGCCCACCCGCGGCGGUGGACGCCGAGGCCCGGCGGCGGGCGCGGGAACAAGCCGCACGCGUGAAGAAGCUGCAGGAACAGGAGAAGCGCCAGAAAGUCGAGUUCAGGAAGAGGAUGGAGCAGGAGGUGUCCCAGUUCAUCCAGGCCACCGGGGAGCCGCGGCGCCGCUUCCAACCCAUGAACAAGAUCGAGAGGAGCAUCCUGCACGACGUGGCGGAGGUGGCCGGACUCACAUCCUUCUCCUUCGGGGACGACGAGGACAGUCGCUACGUCAUGGUCUUCAAGAAGGAGUUCGCACCAUCGGACGAGGAGCUCGAGGCCUACCGGCGGGGGGAGGAAUGGGACCCGGCACGGGCCGAGGAGCGGCGGCGCCUACGGGAACUUGCAGCUCAGCAGGAGGAGGAGGAGCUUGAGCGUGGCCCUGCCCCCCCGGGGCCACCUACCGAUUACAAGGACAAAUACAGGCACCUGAUUGGCUGCGAGGCCGCCAAAGCCGCCGCCCGCACCAUGGAGGCCAAUAAGGCCUAUGGCUGUGUGCCAGUGGCCAACAAGCGGGACACGCGCUCCAUCGAGGAGGCCAUGAACGAGAUCCGGGCCAAGAAGCGGCUGCGGCGGGGGGGGGACGAGGGGGGCGCGGGGGGGGCCCCGCUGUGACUGGGGGGGGGGUAUGAUAAAGGU